AUCAAACUCAUACUCAAUAGUAAAUUUCACUUUUAGUAAUAGGUAUGGCUAUACAUUGCCAAUUGCUAUUUUCUACACUAUGUUACGGAAUUGUUUUCGUAUGCAAACUUAUUGAAAUUGGUACCAUUGCGUACCAAAAGUCUUCAGAGAAAAAAUGCUAUUUGUUUGCGAAACCUGAAAAUGAUCCGCCAUCAGCCUUGCCCUGUACCAUUAGCAUUUAUAUUAGUGGAGGGACAUCAGUUUAUGCUUUGAUUAUGGCAAUUUAUCAUGGAUGUGGAACUGUAGCUGCAUACAAAGAAAACCAUAUAGGAAGAUCUAUGUGGGUAAUGCCAUGGCUUUUGUUGAAUUCUUUUGCUUUGAUUAUUACAUUUUCUUGUGCUUGUGUUUAUUCUGUUGGACUCUACAUAUCAUGCUCAAAUACUCCAUCUGUUCUUCCAAGUACUGGAAGUUGUAGUAUGAAGACAUCCUCUUAUCGUGUAAUGUUUACAGCAGAAAUUUCAAUAUGGAUUACCGUCUUGCUCUGGUGCAUAUUGAUUGCUUUAGAAGCUGUAAGAUUAAGGAGAAAUCAACGUGCUCGAGCAGAGAACACUUAUGUGGACCCGGUUGAGCCAACUACAGCUGAUGAUGUACCUAUCAGUGAACUGAAAUCUACGGCUUGA
Molecule: messenger RNA, 659 nt
Organism: Uloborus diversus
Lineage: Eukaryota; Metazoa; Arthropoda; Arachnida; Araneae; Uloboridae
Exons: 5
Coding region: 45-659 (204 amino acids)
Source: RefSeq, a predicted model, not a curated record